This is a messenger RNA of Carcharodon carcharias (great white shark), 2148 nucleotides long. RefSeq names its product Cbp/p300-interacting transactivator, with Glu/Asp-rich carboxy-terminal domain, 1 (gene cited1). The record is from RefSeq and is a predicted model, not a curated record. The transcript has 2 exons. Gene Ontology annotation, cellular component: nucleus. NCBI's taxonomy places the organism in Eukaryota, Metazoa, Chordata, Chondrichthyes, Lamniformes, Lamnidae. Gene Ontology annotation, biological process: regulation of DNA-templated transcription. Bases 84 to 548 code for a protein of 154 amino acids.
AGUCAUGUUUGCAGAAGAAACCUGAGCAACUAGUUCGGGGGAAGCAACCUUGGAGAAGGUCCUUGGCUGAUCUCAGUGGGUCGAUGAGUUCUCUGGUGUAUCCCGGACUGAAGGAACGGGAAGCAGUCACAAUGAGGCACUAUGGAGACUCGGUAACUCGCAGCAGGGCUCCCGGUGGCAGCAAUGGACAGUUUCACUCAGGGCUGAUCGCCUCUUCAUGUGGAGUCCAGCAGCAGCAGUUCAACCUGCACAGCCCGCAGCUGCUGGCCAGCUUGCAGCUGCAGAAACUCAACAGCCAGUACCACGGCUCAGCUCUGCACAUUACUGCAACCCCUGGGGGUAGCCAGGCACCGGCUGCUCCUCAGCCCCCAGCCCAGACGGUCCCGGCCUCCCACCCCCCAGGUAUCAUUGAUACGGACCUCAUCGAUGAGGACGUACUUAUGACCCUGGUGCUGGAUUUGGGCUUGGACCAAGUGGACGAACUACCUGAACUCUGGCUGGGACACAAUGAGUUUGAUUUCACCUCUGAUGUGACUCCGACCUGCUGACAGUGAGCCAGCCUGGCCAGCUGCUAGUUAUAUAUGUAUGAACCUAUCUGAUCCCAACUGAUUAAAACAGAUCUGAACUGGGCCGAAGUGAACUGAUCUGAGAAUGAUAGCAUUCAGUUCCCUAUUUACAAGCUGUACCAAUACUGUAUACUCAGAUAGUGGACUGGCUUUCUUUUCGCAAAGUGUUAUGUCAUAGAAAUGUCAUCUCUCAAGGAAAGAUUUCCACAUUGACCGAGUUGCAGAGUCGAUGAAGGAGCUUGCUUGCAGUGCUGUAGGACACCAUCAAGAUAUGUUUGACACAAACGGAGCUGGCACUUGAAAUCCUAAUUUCUUGGAAACACAAAAGGAUCUAUGAUCCUGUUUGAUGUGCCUUAAAAAGUUGGCAACAUUCUUGUUUUUUUUUCACCUGGGAGCUGGAGAUGGUUAACCAGAACCAUAGACAUUCCCUUAAAGUUACACCAGCCAUAUCCCACUCUCUUGUUUUUCAUUUAGAUGGCAAAUUUGAGAUACUCAGCUCUGCAGGAAACACACUAAUCCUCUGUGGACAAAAUUGGAAAAUGCCAGAUUGCUUUAUUGGACUGCUGAAUUUGCUGUAUUUAAUUUGGGACUGGGAUGGGCAGUGGCCUAAGGAUUUUGUCUCACCAGUCCACACUACCAUACAUCACAUGCCAGAUGUUUUAUUUAACUUGAACAACCAAGUUGACAUAAAUUUGAUGUAGUUCCUUUUGGAUUGCAUAAGCAUCUCUGCAAAAUAGCAUCAUGUCCUGACCUAUAGGGAGAAAAGGGCCAAAGCUUCUCCGUCAGGAUGCUCGUAGUCUUCCAGAUCUAGUCCAUUGCCCUCCUUACCUUAUCAGUUGUGUAAAAACUGAUUAAAGAAACACAAAAGAAAAAUAUAUAAAAAACUACCAAAUACAGCUGGAAGCUUGCUAUUCAGGAUGAAAGCAGAGGGACAGCAGUGGCCAUAUCCCAUGAAAAACACUGUUGAGCAUUCAGUCUUCCUCCCAGUUUAUGUCCACAGCCUAUGGUUUGUCUCCCAUAUCUAUGGCCGAAGUAGUUUCAGCUUACUUCAGAGUUGUGGUGUUUACAUAACUCAUAUAUAUGUUAUAUAUGGUUUAUAUAUACGUAUUAUAUGUAGCAAUGGUAGUACUGAUAGUGCUAUGUUCCUGGUUUGUAAGGGGAGGUACGAAGGGACACUUCUCCCCAACAGGACAGAGAAAUCAGAAUGCCUGUCACUCACUGUGGACAACUCUUGUGCUCCUAGUGGCCAGUUUCAGGUUGAUACUGGCAGAAUCCUGAGGAGUCACCUGGCUCCUUUCCCCAUUCCUGAGCUGGGCUAUUGUACGAUAGACAAAGUCCCAAUGGUAGAAAACAUAUUUUCUAAUUUAAGAUAUUAGACCCACACUAUUAGACAUUUAGAUCCCACUAGGUAGUAAAAUAAUCAAAGUAAUGUGGAGGUAGGACAUGGAUUUGCAAUGCAGUUCAAUGCACAGUAAGUUCUAACACUCAGUAGUAAGUAGUAUGUCAUAAAUGAUCAGCUGUCCUUAUAUACUAACAGGCAGCUUGAUGUUCAUUCUUGAUCAUGUGCAACUUAGAAUUAUCA